Molecule: messenger RNA, 1698 nt
Organism: Pichia kudriavzevii
Lineage: Eukaryota; Fungi; Ascomycota; Pichiomycetes; Pichiales; Pichiaceae
Exons: 1
Coding region: 1-1698 (565 amino acids)
Biological process (GO): protein folding
Cellular component (GO): endoplasmic reticulum membrane; endoplasmic reticulum
Molecular function (GO): calcium ion binding
Source: RefSeq, a predicted model, not a curated record
AUGAAACUCGACUUGGGUGUUAUAGCAGUCAUUGCUGCCAUAUUUAUUACGACGGUGGAUGCAUCUGCAACCUUGAAAUACAGGCCAUACAAAGAACCACUCUCCCCAGAUUCCUUCUUUGAACAAUUUGAUUCUAAGUCUGCCUCCAGAUGGAUUCCUUCGAAUGCACGUAAGGUGGAGGACGACCAAUUAUCUUAUGUGGGUGAAUGGGCAAUUGAGGAAUCUAUUGUUCUCAACGGUGUUCGUGGUGACCGUGGUUUAGUCACCAAAACAGAGGCAGCCUUGCACGCGGUUUCAAUGAAAUUGCCAAAUGUUUUCGACAAUACAAACAACACACUCGUGUUACAAUAUGAGGUCAAGCUACAGAAUGGUUUGAAUUGUGGAGGUGCAUAUGUGAAGUUGCUCUCGCAAGAAGGAUUUGAUGAGGACAAAUUUAGUGAUGGGACCCCAUAUCUGAUUAUGUUUGGACCUGAUAGAUGCGGUGAUCAAAACAAGGUCCAUUUUAUCAUCAAAACGUGGGAUGAUGAAAAGAAAGAACUGGUGGAACAUCAAAUUAAAGCUCCUCCAAUGAUGAAAAUGGUUCAACUAACCUCGUUGUAUACAUUGAUUGUUGAACCAAACCAAAAUUUCGAAAUAAGAAUCAAUGGUGAAAUUGUGAGGUCUGGAAACCUACUAAACUCGGAAGAUUUCGAUAUUUUACCUCCAAAGGAAAUCAUUGAUGUUAACGAUGUUAAGCCGGACGAUUGGGUAGAUGAACCAUUGGUUGAAGAUAGAAACGCCACUAAGCCUGAUGAUUGGGAUGAGACGGAACCGUAUUUGAUUGAUGACCCAAAUGCUCGAAUCCCAGAGGAUUGGGAUGAAGAAGCACCUGAUCAGAUCCCAGAUCCUAAUUACAUCAAACCAGAUGAUUGGGAUGACGAAGAAGAUGGUAUUUGGGAACCAAGAUUAAUCGAUAAUCCCGCUUGCUUGAAUCAUGGAUGUGGUAAAUGGAUCAGGCCAAAGAUUAAGAAUCCAAAAUAUAGAGGUAAGUGGAGAAGACCUCUGAUGGAGAAUCCAAACUAUAUCGGCGAAUGGGAACCAAGAAAAAUACCAAAUCCAGAUUACAAAGAUGACAUCGUUCCUUCGAAUCUUUUACCAAUCGGUGGAAUUGGUUUUGAAUUAUGGACUAUGGAUAAAAACAUUCUCUUUGAUAACAUCUAUUUGGGACACAGUAUUGAAGAGGCUGAAAAAAUCGGUAAUGAUACUUUUAUUCCUAAAAUCGAAGUUGAAUACGAGUUGUUAGGAUCUAAGUCUACUGAUAGCGAUGGUAUGGUUCCUGCGGAUAAGCCUAUUUACAGCGACUUAUACAACAACAUAAUGGACUAUAUCGGAAGAUUCUUAUACGACUUACAAGAAUAUGUUGCCGAUGUUGUCGAAGCACCACUGAAAACAUUAGGUGGUAGGCCUGGUGAGGCAGUUUUCUUUUCCUCUAUCAUGAUAGGUGUGUUUGGAACCGUUGUUUCAUUGUGGACCAUCAUUUUGAAUAUCUUGGGUUCACUGCUGGGUAGUGUUUUUAGCACUACGGUAAAGCCAAAGACUAAAUCAACUAUCAAGUAUACCAACAAAAAGGCUAAGAAACAUUCAAAUUUGGAAACAGUUCCUGAAAAGAAAUCAAUCUCUUCCUCUGUCGGCUCUGAUACACAUGCAAAGAAACGUUGA